Molecule: messenger RNA, 2743 nt
Organism: Chlorocebus sabaeus (green monkey)
Lineage: Eukaryota; Metazoa; Chordata; Mammalia; Primates; Cercopithecidae
Source: RefSeq, a predicted model, not a curated record
CGGCGCCGCGCUCGUGCCCAGCCGCAGCUAGAGGGGCGCGAGGGGAACGCGCUCCAGGCCCGGGCCGGCCGCGCGGCCAUGAAGAUGAUCCUGGUUCGCCGGUUCCGCGUGCUCAUCCUCAUGGUCUUCCUGGUGGCCUGCGCGCUGCACAUCGCCCUGGACCUGCUGCCCAGGCUGGAGCGGCGCGGCGCGCGGCCCUCGGGGGAGCCCGGCUGUUCGUGCGCGCAGCCCGCCGCCGAGGUGGCCGCGCCCGGCUGGGCCCAGGUUCGGGGCCGCCCCGGGGAGCCCCCGGCCGCCUCCUCCGCCGCCGCCGACGCGGGCUGGCCCAACAAGCACACGCUGCGCAUCCUGCAGGACUUCAGCUCCGACCCCUCCUCCAACCUCUCGUCCCACUCGCUGGAGAAACUGCCGCCCGCGGCGGAGCCGGCCGAGCGCGCCUUGCGGGGGCGGGACCCGGGCGCCCGGAGACCCCACGACCCCGCGCACCGGCCGCUGCUGCGAGACCCCGGCCCGCGUCAGUCCGAGCCGCCGCCCGGCCCCGGCGGAGACGCCUCGCUCCUGGCCAGGCUGUUCGAGCACCCGCUUUACCGGGUGGCGGUGCCGCCGCUCACGGAGGACGACGUCCUGUUCAAUGUGAACAGCGACAGCAGGCUCAGCCCCAGAGCGGUGGAAAGCCCGGACUGGCCGCAUGUGGGUGCUGAAGGUGCAGAAUUCCUCUCCACCGGGGAGGCAGCCGUGGACUCCUAUCCCAACUGGCUCAAGUUCCACAUUGGCAUCAACCGAUACGAGCUGUACUCCAGACACAACCCAGCCAUCGAGGCCCUGCUGCACGACCUCAGCUCCCAGAGGAUCACCAGCGUGGGUAGGUGCCCUUGGGUGCACUUGAGGGCAGUCUGUGUGCCGGCCGGGGCUGGCAUCAGGGCUGCCGGGGCAGGCUGUGCAUUAGAGAGGUCUGGGAGGCCGUUGUUCGUUACCGCAGCGUUAACCUCCUGCAGCGAUCUGCACAGGCAGUGUGGAGGGACGGAAAGCUCGCGUCUCGUGUGCACUCACACUGGAUGUGCCCCGAUCUGCUGCACGAUGAGCUGGGAGAUGCCUGGACAGCCCGUCCGCUGUGCUCUGCCUCCUCACCUGGGUGGUCCUUGGGGUGCCAACUGGACGACAGCGUCCCUCCCUCCUGGGGUAGAGGACUAGAAGGGCAUCCUCGGCGGCGGUGACCCCUCCACCGAGACCGUGUGCGUGGGACUCUUCUGCUUUUCUGCACACGACCCUGGCUGGGUGGGGAGAUAGCCAUGAGCCUGCUUCUUGUGGUUUUGAAGCCGUCCUUCGUCAGAGCUCAGCAAGGCACUGUGCGAUUUCAUACUGAGGAGACGUAGGCAGGGUUCAGGAUGGAGGCCUGGGCCUCCCGGGUGGAGGAGUUCAAAGGCAACGUCUCCAGGUGCUUUGGGAUCUGCUGAAUUGGACAAAAAAGGGCAUCGGGUUGCUGAUUUCAGGAAAAUGUGCCACUGCAGCUUCUGAGUGUGGAGGCUUGGUGCCGUUGUUCUCAGCGUGUAGGCAAUUGUUUGUGAAGCUCCCGUUUGUCACCAGUGCUUGGAGAGGCAGUGAGGGCAGGGCUGAGGCCCUUUGGUGGGAGCGGCUGCUCCCCGGGGAUUGCAGGGAGUGGGCCUGAGUGCACACAGGGGGCAGGUGCAGAGGUUGGGAGAGCCUGAAGGCAGGGCUUUCUUUGCGCUGUGUGACGAGGCCAGCCGUCCCACGCAUUAGCUGCGUGUGUGUCUCAGAAGCAGCCCUGGGGCUGAAAGGGUCCCGGCGGCCUGGGGUUCUGCCCAGUUGCUGACACAGGACUCAGGUGUCCCCUUUCAGGCUGGCAGGUGGGUUUUCCGGAGCCCUUCAGGGCUGUUCCUGGCGGUCUCUGUCCGGUGCCGAGUUAUUUGCUGGACACUCACCUGGCCAUGGGAAGAGAGAACUUGCAGCUUUCUCCCCACUCCGUGAUCAGCUCACCUCAUAAGAGAGAUCAGCUGGACAAGCUGGGGGUCCUCUUCCCUCCAUACUGUCUGGGAGGAACCUGAACCCUCCCCAUCCCUCGAGGCCCCCCUCCAUGGAAACUCUCCCUUUCUCCUGCCCUGCAGGGGUCUGAGGGCUUCGAGCUGUGCUGGAGGGCAGUCCUGCAGACAGCCACAGCCGGAACGUCCCUUCUGCCCCCGAAAGUGAGCGUGGCCGUUAAGGAAAUAUCCGAUGCAUUGAUCAGUGUGUGGGUCCAUUCAGCAGAUUUUACCAGCACCUCCUGCAUGUCAGGCCCCGUGUCUGGGUGGUGGGGAGUUGAGGAUGAGUUCAGCCUCAAGGAGAUCCGCUGCCUCUGUGGACCCAACGGCCCCCGGAAGAGACGCACAUGCAGUGCCCGGUCCUGAGGAGAAAUGAGCACUUCAGAGCCACACAUGCCAGGCAGGGCGUGUGGAGAGGAGGGGGCUCCACUGGGAGGGGCUGAGGACCUUCCACGGGGUCCGUCGGGCGGCUCGCCUUCCAGGUGGGGUCCGUCGUGGCAGGGAGAGGAAUGUGAGAGCAUUGCACACCAGCCAGGGCGUUCGGGAGGCGCAGCACCCACGUUCGGGAGCCUCCCAUGCCGCCGUCCGUGUGAGCUUCUCUCCAGCUCAUUUUCCCCGUCCGUCCAGCGGGGUCUCCCCAUGUAGGAUCGACGCAAGGAUAGGAUGAGAUGGUGCACGUGAGCAAGCUUGUAAAAUAUUAGCUAGUA